UAAGCAAAAAAGCAUCAUAUCAUACACUCAAACACCAUAUUCUGUCCUCAUUGCAAAACUUCAAAUCAAAUGCAUAUAAUUCCAAGGUCCAAAGCUAAAAACCUCACUGUUCUUAUCAAACACUCUCAACUUCCAACUUGUCUUUCAUUUUGUUCAUCAACCACCUCUCCCUCCAUUUCCAAACCAACCAACACAAACCCAUUUCUCCACCCAAAUACACAAACACUUUCCCAACUUCUCAAGCAACGUCCAUCGCUCUCUCACCUCAAACAAAUCCAUGCCCAAGUCCUUAUCCAAUCAUACCCUUCCCUAACUAAUUCUCUCAUCCAUUGUUACCUCUCUUCCAAGGACUUAACCACUUCAAGAACUUUAUUCAAUAGCUAUCCAUUUCCUUCACCACCUACUCUCUUAUGGAAUAUCAUGAUCAGAGCUUACUCUAAGCUUCACAAUUGUCAAGAACCCAUCAUACUAUUCGGUCGAAUGCUCGCUUUAGGCCUUGACCCUGACAAAUACACUUUCACUUUUGUCAUCACUUCGUGUUCGCAUCAAUUGUCUUUGGUAUAUGGUGAAAUGGUUCAUUCGAUGGCGGUGAAAAAUGGGUUUGAAUCGGAUUUAUAUGUAGGCAAUGUUUUGAUCAGUAUGUACUCUGUUUUUGUGAAACUGGAGGAUGCCCACAAAGUGUUUGAUCAAAUGUCUGACCGGGACGUGUCCUCGUGGACUAGUCUGCUAUGUGGGUAUGCGAAACAUGGGGAGAUGGGUAGAGCCUGUGAAAUUUUCGAUAAGAUGCCAUUGCGUAAUAAUGUAUCCUGGACCGUUAUGAUUUCGGGUUUUGUUGGUGUUGGAAGGUAUAUUGAAGCCCUAAGCUAUUUCAGUGACAUGCUAUGUGAUGAUGAGGUCCAAGCCAGUGAGGCUGUUCUUGUUUGUGCACUCUCUGCUUGUGCUCAUCUAGGAGCCUUGGAUCAAGGAAAUUGGAUCCAUGGUUAUAUAGGCAAGAGUAGAAUUUCAGUGAGCUCAAACAUUUCUACUGCUCUUAUUGAUAUGUACGCAAAAUGUGGAAAGAUCAAUUGUGCUGCUCAAGUUUUCAAUGGAAUCUCUAGAAAGGAUAUUCACAAUUUUACAAGCAUGAUUUCAGGAUUAUCGAUUCAUGGACGUGGUAAUGAUGCUUUAUGUGUUUUCUAUCAAAUGUUAGUUGAGAAUGUUAAGCCCAAUGAGAUCACCUUUUUGGGGGUUUUAAAUGGAUGUAGCCAUUCUGGUCUUGUGGAUGAAGGUUCUUCAAUCUUCUACAAUAUGGAGAGCUUGUGGGGUGUUGUGCCCAAGAUUGAGCACUACGGGUGUUAUAUUGAUUUACUUGGCCGUGCAGGUUACUUAGAAAGGGCAUUCAAAAUUGUGAAGAGCAUGCCCAUGGACCCUGACAUUAUUAUAUGGAGGUCUUUGCUUAAUGGCUGUAGAAUCCACCGUGAUGCUAAUCUUGCAGAGUGCAUCGUAAAUCACAUUGGGGAACUAAAUUCUCGAAGUUGUGAUGGAGGUGAGGUGCUACUUUCGAACUUGUAUGCAUCUCUAGGUAGAUGGGAGGGAGUGGUUGAAGUGAGGAAGCUAAUGGGUGAGAGAAGGAAUGAAUCAAACCCUGGGUGUAGUUGGAUUGAGGUGGGUGGUGUUGUUCAUGAGUUUCGAGUUGCUGAUACAUUUCAUCCACAAAUUGCAGAAAUACGAGACAAUUUGAAUGAAAUUUUGAAAAAGGCAAGCCUGAGAGGCUACGUCGCCAAAACAAUGCAAGUUUCAUUUGAUCUGAGUGAGGAAGAGAAAGAGCAAGCAGUGGCUUGGCACAGUGAAAAGUUAGCUGUUGCUUUUGCCAUGAUGAGUACUCUACCAGGGACUGCAAUUCGGAUAGUGAAAAAUCUAAGGACUUGUGAAGAUUGUCAUUUAGCACUAAAGGCCAUUUCCAAAGUCUUUGGUAGAGAAAUUAUUGUUAGAGACCGUUCUCGUUUCCACACUUUCAAAGAAGGAGAUUGCUCCUGCAAUGAUUACUGGUAGUUAUAUGUCCUUUUGUGUUUUUAAUGGGGGGAAAUGCAAGUUGAAUGAAGAUAGAAUCAAUCAAUGAUCGUUGCCCCCCAAAGUCUUUCGAUGGACCACCUGUAUUUGCCACAAAGAAGGUGGUUGGAAAAAUCAUUGGAUUUGGUGUUCUUCUACGAACCUCAAGCAGCUGUUGGACAAAUGAGAAACUUUCUCACUGAAAACCAAUAAAUAAAUGAAUAAAGUAAAAAAUAAAAAAUAAAAAUAAAAUAAAAAAGAGAAGGACAAGGAAUUUUCAAUCGGCUAGAUGUAUACGGUUUCAGCAAGCUGGAAGUUUUCACCCUUUCAUGUUAUGGAAGACUCAACCUGCAGGAAGAUACAUGACACAUCUACCUCGAUUAGGUUUCUUUCCGCUUAAAGAUAUUCGAUAUUAAAACUUAAGGCCUAAAAAGAAAGAAAAAGCUAUCUUAUGCUUUUCUUCCUAGCCUGAUUGCUGUGGAAUGCUGAAAGAAAGAGAAGGAUCUAAUGGUCUCAUGCGUGGUAACAAUGAUUCCACAUCUUCCAAAACACUAAAGAAUGAUCGAUAUGAUUACUUUCAGUCAAAAUUGCACAGGCAUGAUGAUUACAGGUAUUUUGUAACCCCUGCCCUCCCACCAUUUAUUAUUUGCGCAUGAAAAUAAUCAUUUUCUAUUUUAUUUCCUUUUCUUUUCUUGUUUCUUGCUUAUUGUAAAGCUGUGAAGUGUUAAGUAUGUUUCCUUUGCAGUCAUAUGCAGAGUAUCCCCCUUUACAGUUAGUGUAACUAAACUUGAAUUGACUGUUUAGCUCUUCAGGUUCCCCUACUUUAUUCGUCUUUUACAAAUGAACAACUCAACAUGCAUGAUGUACUUAUUGAGUAGAAACUGGCGAUUUAUGUGCAAGGUAAAAAGGACUCAAAAAGCAUGCUACCUUUUUUUUUUUCUCCUUUUACAAGGGAAAAAUGCAAAGGAAAGUGAAUCUAAUGAAUGAAAAGUUGGUAACGGGCUUGAUUAAAAGUGGGAAAUGUAUAUACCACUGUUCGGCUAGAACUGUACUCGUAUAAACCCUACCAAUCAAUCUCAUAUUUAAACAGAUAUGUUGAGUGACAGCAUUUGUUUUAUAUUGACCGAUACAUUUUCGCAAUUGUCUGCGUUUUAGAUUCAUCAAAUCCCGUCUACAUCUACUUGAACAAUCAAAUCAAAUAGUUAUGAAUGUCUUUCACAAGAGAAAUUUUUAUAUGUCAAUAGGAUAUCACGUGGUACUACCUUCCACUAAUCACAAAUGUAUAUGUCCACUAUUUUUUCCUAAACACUUAUGUAUAGGAUUAUAAGGUCUAUUUUUUCCUAAUCACAAAUGUAAAAGUGGGCUUGACAAUAAGGUCUAUUAUACAUUUUAUAAUUGUAAUAGACCUUAUUGUCAAAGUCAAUCACAAUUAUAAAAGGUAGCACAGUAGCAAUUAGAACAGUUUUCUAUUUAUAUUAUUGGGACCCCAUUUUGUUCUUGGACUAAAAAUCCUGGCUGGCCAUAUUAAUGAUGCAGCUUAGACUUUGGGGGAAAUUUUCUUGACUUUUGGGUGCAUAGCAAGCCAAAUAAUAGAACUGCCUUGUUUACACUAUCGAUAUGUUUGGAUCUUGGAAUGCGAAACAAAAUUACUUAAACAUAUUCAUUUGUUUAUGGAUAACCAAACAAUUUCAACAAAUAUGAAAUACCUAUUCAUUUUCAUCGCACUUUCUAACCCAACCAAACAAAAUAAAGGAAUUUUAGCUUCUUUCUAUUCAUUUUCUUUUUGUAUAUGUUUUUCAUUCCCUAAGAAAAUACAAGAUGCAAUCACAACGUAAAUGAAAUGUACCUAGAAAACACAUACAAAUGCAUGUUUCUACUUGAGAUUCUUUAAUUUCCCUUACAGGGUUGUCUCUAAUAAUCUUGUUUACUCCUGUCAUAUUAGUUUUUUUUUUUUUGGCAAUUUUUUUUUUGUUAAGAUUGCAUAACUCGGUUUA
Molecule: messenger RNA, 4022 nt
Organism: Camellia sinensis
Lineage: Eukaryota; Viridiplantae; Streptophyta; Magnoliopsida; Ericales; Theaceae
Source: RefSeq, a predicted model, not a curated record